This is a messenger RNA of Homalodisca vitripennis (glassy-winged sharpshooter), 617 nucleotides long. RefSeq names its product Bardet-Biedl syndrome 2 protein homolog. Gene Ontology annotation, biological process: non-motile cilium assembly. Lineage: Eukaryota; Metazoa; Arthropoda; Insecta; Hemiptera; Cicadellidae. The transcript has 4 exons. Gene Ontology annotation, cellular component: ciliary basal body; neuron projection; BBSome. The record is from RefSeq and is a predicted model, not a curated record. The coding region runs from base 30 to 617 and encodes 195 amino acids.
CUACAGCUGUGUUGUAUGUGCAAGUAGAAAUGUGGUUGAAUCAGAACUUUCUACUUACCCAAGAGGUAUGGAGUAGUGACAGAGACAGUGAGUGGAGUACCUGUCUCAGUUGUCUGCGUGAUGACACCUUACUACAGCUGAACUAUAAGAGUGGCACUUUACAAGUGGCAACUCCUAACAUGGGGCUGGCAGCAGACAUUGUGCAAUCACUUGCUGCCUAUCUCAACUUGGACAAUCUAAAGACAGUUGCAGAGUUCCCAGCAGUAUUUUCAAAGAUCUCCGAUUGCCUCGGUCAGGUAGCAGAUUUACAGCAGAAUGCUACUAAAAUGGCUGCCAAUGUUGCGGACUCGUCCAACAUUAUUCGUAGCUUGAUUGUUCAAGCAGAAGACCUUCGUCUUUUACAGCAAAUGAAGGAUAUGCGAGAAUGUUACAAUGAACUGCAGCAGAUCAAUGAAGAGUUGGUUAACACGUACGCUGUGAGAGUAGCCAACCAUGAGCUACUACUGGAGGCUCUACUUGGGAAACGCAAGUCUGAUGUGAUAACACAUUGUAGGGCAGCUAUGGCCAGCAAUAACAUCAGUGCCCUCAUCAAAGUGAUUAAGACUGGAGAACCCUAA